This is a messenger RNA of Orussus abietinus, 2212 nucleotides long. RefSeq names its product RYamide receptor. The coding region runs from base 105 to 1484 and encodes 459 amino acids. NCBI's taxonomy places the organism in Eukaryota, Metazoa, Arthropoda, Insecta, Hymenoptera, Orussidae. The record is from RefSeq and is a predicted model, not a curated record. Gene Ontology annotation, cellular component: membrane. Gene Ontology annotation, biological process: G protein-coupled receptor signaling pathway. The transcript has 10 exons. Gene Ontology annotation, molecular function: neuropeptide Y receptor activity.
UCGGAGAUCACGAACGCCCCAACCGGAUGAGAAUGCGGCCCUUGGCGCUGAUCCUGGAGCUGUUGGCUGCAUGACUGAUUUUGCAAUUGAUCAUCGAGCUCAGGAUGAACACCACGUGGUCUGCGGAAGAUGGUGGACCCGACACGUCUUGGCCGUCCAUGCUGAACACGACGUACUGGAUAACAGACAAUAUUUCUCUGUACGACGAGUAUGACGAUCUUUACGACGUACCGGCCGGGCUGAUAGCACUUCUCAGUGUAUGUUAUGGCAGCAUAUCAGUACUGGCAGUCGUGGGAAAUUCUUUAGUGAUGUGGAUAGUCGCGACAUCAAGACGGAUGCAAAGUGUCACCAACUGCUUCAUCGCGAACCUUGCAUUGACCGACAUUGUCAUAGGUCUUUUCGCCAUUCCGUUUCAGUUCCAAGCCGCACUGCUCCAGCGAUGGAACUUACCGCACUUCAUGUGCGCAUUCUGUCCGUUUGUGCAGGUGCUCUGUGUCAACGUGUCAGUAUUCACGUUGACGGCAAUUGCAGUCGACAGGCACCGAGCAAUACUUAAGCCCCUGAGUGCUCGGCCAAGCAAGCUGCGAGCGAAGAUCGUCAUCGCUGGGAUUUGGAUUCUUGGUGGAGCUUUGGCAACUCCAAUGGCAGCCGCUCUUAGGGUCGUCAUGGUUCCAGAAAGCGCAGGCGGCCGCCUGCACAUGAAACCUUUCUGCCGCAACGAGAACAUGUCGGAAAGGUCGAUGCUGACGUACCGCGCCCUUCUGGGAUUCCUCCAGUAUCUCACACCCCUUUCGGUCAUAUCCUGCGUGUACGCACGGAUGGCCCUGAGACUUUGGGGUAGUCGAGCACCCGGAAACGCCCAGGACUCCAGGGAUGCCAAUCUGAUGAAGAAUAAAAAGAAGGUUAUAAAAAUGCUCGUCAUCGUAGUGGCAUUAUUCGCCAUUUGCUGGUUGCCCCUUCAGACGUACAACGUCCUCCAGUACACGUAUCCUGAAAUUAACGAGUAUCGUUACAUCAACAUUAUCUGGUUCUGCUGCGAUUGGCUAGCCAUGUCUAACAGCUGCUACAAUCCUUUUAUAUACGGCAUUUACAACGAAAAGUUCAAAAGGGAAUUCCAGCAGAGAUGUCCAUUCAGGUCGCGGAAAUGGUCGGCAAGUCCACCAACGGACAGUCUGGAUUUGGACAGGACCAUGAGCACCAGAGCAUCCAUCAGAUACGAUUGGCGAAGACCUGCAUCCGGUGGUUGGCCUGCAACGGCUUCCUUCUACAGAGGCUUGUCCGUAAGGGGUACUUCGAGGGCACCUUUGAACGACAACGACGUUGCACUUCGCCCUGUAAAUACAACAGGCUGUUGUAUACGAAAUGGACACAGUAAACAGUGCUCCACGACUAAAGUCUCGAAAAGAGCUGCCGAAUUAUACGUAUUUUCCACGGGUAGACAUAAACAUACGAGAGAUCUACCCGAACAGGAACUGUGUCUUUAGUACGUCCAACGUUUAUUGUGUACAUCCGAAAUCCUGAUAUUCAAAUUGAACUGAAAAUCCUUGAUUUAUUCAGAUGAGGAUCCUGGGAAAUGUACAUCCUCCUCGGCGCCUGUGCCUUCCUUUUGGGUCCUCGAAAAACCCAUUUAUAUGGAUAUGCAUCAGAUGGUCGACCGAGCGAAUGGUGUCACUCCCAUGCAUAAAAGCAUAUAAAGUUCCUGCACACUGUAAGAAUAUUAAUGUAUGAUUAUGUUUACGGUAGUCGGUGAAACGCAAUGCAUAACAUUUUUACAGUGUAUGUGGAUCAUUACGUUCGGAAUUUUUCGGAGGUUGUGUGGUUUCUGUGCUUAAGGAUUAUGACUAUGAUGUGUUAACAAAAGACAAUGAUUUGCAUUGGCAAAAUAUCGGAACUGUAACAAGCUCGUAGUACACGGUGGAUUACUCAUUGUCUUCCACUAAAGUGAUCGAAUAUGUUGUUUUUAGUUGGAGGAGUUUAAACAAUCGCGUAUUCUGCUCGUAUAUCGCACGUUCGCUAGGAUUAACGUUAAGUGAACUUUAUUGAUACGUUUUUCGUUCUAGUCAUUAUUGGGAAAAGAGAGGCGUUUAUUGUUGUAUAUAAUAGCUGUAUGAGAAAUUGUAGCUGAGGUCCAUGUCCGAUCACGCUGACACGUUUCUCAGCUGGAUGUAUUUCUGUAAUUUGUUAUUAAUUUAAAUUAAAUUAGUGAAAUCUC